AUGGACGGCCAGAUCGAUGGAGCCGUGGUCGCUCCUCCCCGUUCAGAGCGCGACAUGCGUGCCAUUCGAAGAGGCAUGGGCAUACCCGUACCCAACUCACCCGAUCAAGAAUUCCUUACUGAGGGAAUGCGCCGUUCCAAGAGGAGGAUGGAAUCCGACACCGAGUUUGACGAGUACUCAAGCAGCGACCCAAAUGCGACUUCCGAUGAUGAGUAUCACACGUCCAAGAAACACCGAGUCGCCGGCCAAAGCAAUAGCACCGGCAGAGCAAACACUGGCCGUGUGCACAACAUGGUUCUACUUCAGGACAGCAAGUUCUCUGCUGACCGCACUGACAUGCGACUCUGGCACGAGCUUCGCUAUGUCAGGUCGCUGUGGUCACGAGAGAAGGAGGACAAGCUGCGCCAGGACUGUGCCGCCAUCACCGAUGGAGACGACAUCCAGUCCACCAGCAAUGCUGUUCUCUGGACUGCGGCCUUCGAUCGAUAUGGUGUCCCCCUCAGCGACAUCUUUACCUACGGAAUCCGACCACACCCCAGCAACCUCCGAUUCGCCAGGAAGAAGCUCUUGAGCCCCCAGUUCUGCGACCACCUGACCAGCGUCAUGGUCCACCCCAUCUUCCAGGGCGAUGCUGCUCUCCUUCGCUACGUCCUGCAGCUGAUCGUUCGCAUGCGCGUCGGCAUGCAUGUGCCGCCAAUCGGUACCAUGCCAGACAUGGACAACGCCACCUUGUGCCAGGUGGAUUUACUGGCCGAUACGCUUCUGUUGGAGGAGGACACCCCAGAGGAGCGGCUACUCGUCCACGCCGAUGCGUACCUGUUGAUCUCACAGAAGCAGGGAGCUAGAUUCCACCCUGACAUUGUCAUGCUCGAGGACCUACUCAUCGUCCACUUCUCCAACGAGGGAUACGAACACACUGCACCCCGGGACGACGCACCCUACUCUCGAUGUCUUUUCUACUUGCAGCUGUGGGACCUACAAUUCCUUCUCAAUGUCCUGGAUGGCCUUUCAUUCCGCACUUGCUACCUUCCCGUGGAUAGGUACAAGGCGAUGUGGAUCACCGACACCCCCAAGAUCCAAGAGUACAUUGCCAAGAAGCUGGACGGCCUGGUUCAGCAGUGGUUCCUCAGCGACGAGAGAAACUACAGGAUCCGCCAGAAUCUGAAGCAUGAAAACCGGGGGACGCGUCUGUACGACAUUGCCGAAGAGGACUUCAACCCUACCUACGCACGGUCCCAGUAUGUGACUCACAAGAUGCGGGCGGUGCUGGAGGGUGAGUACCUCGAGGCUCUUUGCCCUCCUCGUCCACUGGGAAUCCCCUUCACCCAGAGUCCUGUCACUGCCAGCUCCGCCGCCGAGAGCCCUGCCGUCCAGAGCCCCGUCAUCCAGAGCUCCAUCGCGCAGAGCCCCAUCGCGCAGGAUUCCAUCGCCGGAACCCCCGUCACUGAGACCCCCGUCGCGAAGAGUGAUGCUACCGGAAUCCCUGUGGAGAUAGAGGAAGAGCCUGGAAGUGGCUUCGAAGCAGUUCAGUUUCCGGUUAACCUGACUAGUUCGCCUCGGGACAUACCCAUUCGGAGAGUGGAGGAGAACACAUGCACGAACACCGCAGGCGCUGCUCUUGAUGACCAGCGGACCUCUCCAGAAGCCGAGGUCAAGUUGGAGGCUGAGAGCAGCCUUGAAGACAAGGUCGAUGGCAAGAACGGCGACGACGAUGGAGCCUACGACGGGGAUGCCGAUGAUUCUGAAGAUGAUGACGACCAAGUGCGCUCUCGUCGGAAGACCAGUCUUGUCUCGAUUCAAUCCAUCACAAGCUCCCAGUCAGAGGACGACCAGCGUGACAGCCCUUACAGACCUGGUCAGGGACGCUUUCCCCGUCGAGGCCUGCCUCCCUCUGAUCCCAAGUGA
Diaporthe citri is the source of this 1905-nucleotide messenger RNA. RefSeq lists its product as uncharacterized. The coding region runs from base 1 to 1905 and encodes 634 amino acids. NCBI's taxonomy places the organism in Eukaryota, Fungi, Ascomycota, Sordariomycetes, Diaporthales, Diaporthaceae. The transcript is spliced from 2 exons. The record is from RefSeq and is a predicted model, not a curated record.